AUGCCUCCACGUCGAAGCGCACGCGGCAAGGGAAAGGAGAAACUUAGCGACGAUGAACCGAUGGAAGACCCCCCGUAUGUCGCAUGGAUGAAGGAGCAGCAAAAUCAGGGGAAGCCGUCCCCUUCCAUCAAGCGUAUUGCAAAGGCAAAGCGCGACUCUGCUGGCGCCAGCACUAGCAGCGGUCUUGGGCAUGACGACGACGAAACUGGGGGCGACACGGACGUCAGCGACGACGAUCUUGAGGAGAUUGUGUCGGAAUCGGACAGUGAUGCCGAUUCCGACAACUACAAGGCCGGCAGUGACGACGAAGAGGAAGAUUCGGAUGGUGCCGAAGCAGGAAGCAGUGACGACCGCAGCACACGUCGAUCGAAGAAGGAGAAGCGCCCGCCGGCAAAGCGCAAUAAGCGAGUGUGGUCGGACGCAGAGCUGACAUCACUCGCGGCCGCUCGUUGGAACACGAAGGACGACCUGAAGGCGAUGCAAGGGAAGCAAGGGAGCCAGUACUGGAAGAAGUUGCGAGCUCAUAUGGUUGAGAGGGACGACACAUGGGACCGCGAUGAGGGGCAGAUGUCGAAUGCGUGGAAACGUCUCGAGAAAGAGUACGUGAAAACGAAACGGUCGGAGACGCAAAGCGGGGGGAAAGCUAUUAGGAAGAAGCCGUGGUGGGAUCACGUUUAUCAUCUCAAGAAACACUCGGCUAAAGCCAAUGCCCACGCACUGGACGGAGGAGGUGCCGCAAACGUUGACGUCCCUGCGUACGCUACCGUGCCUGGCACCAACGUCGGGGAGACCUCGGCUCCUCCCUCGCAGGGAUGUCAACGCGGAAACCGACGUGGAGCGGCAACACAAGUUACACCUCCACCCAAACGAAGGCGGAUAGACAAAACCGCCACAAUGGCAGCAGCUAAGCUUGUGAGCGACGCCAUUCAUUCCUCCAACGCGAUGGCGUUGCGCCAGCUUCAAGACUCCACGCAACUACUUGUCGCCGCCAUGAACAUGGCGGCGAUGCAGGCUGGCUUACGACAGCAGAUGGCCAGUCCGCCUGUACCACCUGCGGCGCCCACGACUACGCCGCCACCAGCACCGCCUACAGACGCAAGCGACGCCAACAUGGCGGGGUCGGAGGAUGUGGCGGAGCAGCACGAGCCUUAG
This is a messenger RNA of Closterium sp. Naga37s-1, 1152 nucleotides long. The record is from the annotation of a GenBank genome assembly. NCBI's taxonomy places the organism in Eukaryota, Viridiplantae, Streptophyta, Zygnematophyceae, Desmidiales, Closteriaceae.